Messenger RNA from Ambispora leptoticha, 1007 nucleotides. The record is from the annotation of a GenBank genome assembly. NCBI's taxonomy places the organism in Eukaryota, Fungi, Glomeromycota, Glomeromycetes, Archaeosporales, Ambisporaceae.
AUGGAAAAAUUAAAAUAUGGAGCACGGCGGCUCUCUAUGAUGAAUCAAAAGAAAAUAAUGGGAGUGUCACAGGGUUGCUAUGCACAAUGGGAUUGCAUACAGGCCCAGUUUUAUGUGUUCGAUGGUCUCAAAUAGAGGGAAGACAUUUAGCAUCAGGAUCAGAUGAUAAAAUAGUUUUGAUAUGGGAAUUAGACAGUGGUUAUGGUGGAAAAGUAUUUGGUAGUGAUGAACAAAAUGUGGAGAAUUGGAAAAUAUCCAAAAGAUUGACUGGUCACGAAUCUGAUGUUGUGGAUAUUGCUUGGUCUAGUGAUAAUACCUAUUUGGCUUCCUGUGGAUUAGACAAUCUUGUGUUCAUAUGGGAUGGCCAAACAUUUGAAAAACUAAGGAAAAUAGAUGAGCAUAAGGGAUUUGUUAAAGGAGUAGCAUGGGAUCCUAUUGGAAAAUACCUUGCUACAGAGUCUGACGAUAAAACUAUGAGAAUUUGGAGAACUUCAGACUGGGGAGCCGAACAUGUGGUGAAAGCACCGUUCACUUCAUCGCCUACCACAACCUUUUUUCGACGAUUAUGCUGGUCUCCCGAUGGAACCCAUCUUUCUGCAGCAAAUGGUUCUCUAGAUGCAAUCGCUAUUGCGCCUAUUUUGGUCAGAGAUGAAUGGAAAGCUGACAUUUCUUUAGUCGGACAUAAUGCACCAAUCGGUGUUGUGGUGAUACUCUUUGUAAUCCCGGAUUUGGAUGCCGCGGAUCGAAACGCUGGAAGCCUGGGGAGUAUUAUCGCAGUUGGAAGUCAAGACUAUAGCAUUUCUAUUUGGGCAACAAGGAGAUCACGACCAAUAACUGUAAGUCAAAGGAUGUUUAGACAGAGCGUAAUGGAUCUCUCUUGGGCGCCUAAUGGAAAAGAUUUAUUCGCAUGUUCAUAUGAUGGUAGCGUGGCAAUACUUAGAUUCCAAGACAGCGAAUUUGGAAUUCGUAGUAAAAUCGAAGACAAGGCAAGCAAUGAAUUUAUUUAA